Molecule: messenger RNA, 3144 nt
Organism: Sclerotinia sclerotiorum 1980 UF-70
Lineage: Eukaryota; Fungi; Ascomycota; Leotiomycetes; Helotiales; Sclerotiniaceae
Exons: 4
Coding region: 1-3144 (1047 amino acids)
Biological process (GO): DNA replication; DNA repair
Cellular component (GO): DNA replication factor C complex; nucleus
Molecular function (GO): DNA binding; ATP hydrolysis activity; ATP binding
Source: RefSeq, a predicted model, not a curated record
AUGCCUGCGGAUAUUAGAAGCUUCUUUGGAGGUAAACCUGGAACCUCUACCUCUACACCUAUUCGAGCAAAGGAGAACAAGGAGGAAGAUUCUAAAAAAAAGAAGAGCAAAAGUCGUAAAAUCAUUGAAGAUAGCGAUGAUGAAGAACCAGUAAAAAAUGAAGAGCCUGAAGGAAAGGAAACAACCGCGGAUGACUUCUUUGCUUCGAGCAAUAAACCCAAGACCAAACCGGCAAAAUCAACCCCCAUCAAAUCAAAUCACUCACCACCCGAGACGAAUACCCGAACAUCUUCUCGAAAGAAGGCAUCUACAACCUAUCAAGAAAUUAAAGACGAGGACGACUUCGAUGAGGACGAUGAUAUAUUUGCAGCAGAUGUGAAAAAAGCAGGCAAGCGCAAGGAUGAUGGUUAUGUCGAAGAUGAUAGCGAUGAUGAGGUGCUACCGAAACCCAAGAGAGUUGUGUCGAGGUCGAAGCCUGCACCAGCCAAAAAGGACAAAGAUAUUGAAAUGAUGGAUGUGGGUGACGACGACGCUUUUAUUGUGCCUGAUGAUGAUGAGGAUGAUGAUAUGAUGAUAAUUGAAAAGCCCGCAAAGAACUCUGCUGCGAAUAGCAAGAAGCGUAAAUCUGUUGAUUUGGAAUCCAGUGACGAGGAGGAUGUUCAACCUAAAAAGUCCAUCAAAAACAAAAGCUCAAAGCCACCUCCAGCAAAGAAACCCCGUGCUCCCGCAAAGAAAGCAGCGGCUCUAGAGAGCUCGAGUAUACAAGCGAUACUUGACAGCAUUCCAACCGUCCGAGCCCCGACCCCUCCACCGAAAGAUGACAGUGUCAAAUUCAAGUGGCAACCUGGUGGAGGCGGUAAUUCUGCCGCUCCACCAGCUGCAGGUUGCGCGGAGAUUCCUGAAGGUGCAGAGAAUUGUUUAGCAGGUUUGACUUUCGUUUUCACGGGGGUGCUCAACACAAUUUCAAGAGAUGAGGGAAUUGAGCUCGUCAAGAAGUAUGGGGGUAAAAUCACUGGUGCCCCAAGUAGCAAAACAAAUUACGUUGUACUUGGAAGCGAUGCUGGCCCGAGUAAACUCAGGAAAAUAAGGGAAUUAAAGAUAAAAAGCGUUGAUGAAGAAGGGCUCUUCGCCAUUAUCAAAGCCAUGCCUCCUAACGGUGGCGAUGGCAAGGCUGCGGAGAAGAAUAACGAGAAGAAGGCAGCUGAAGAGAGAAAGAUCCGACAAGACGCCGAGGAAAUGGACAGAGAGGAGCGAAGGAAAGCUGCAGAAGCGGAGAAAGCGGAGAAGGAGGCUCAAAGGCUUGCUGCAGCAAAAGGAAAAUCUUCUAUACCAGCAGCUCCCCGCAAAGCAGUGGUGCCAACUUCAUCACAAUUGUGGACCACCAAGUAUGCACCAACGCAAAUGAAUCAAAUCUGUGGCAACAAAGGUCAAGUUGAAAAGAUUCAGUCUUGGCUUAAGGGUUGGCCAAAUGCCCACAAGUACAAUUUCCAGAAGAGAGGUGCAGAUGGACUCGGAGGCUACAGAGCCAUUAUUAUCCAUGGUCCACCCGGUAUCGGAAAAACGACUGCGGCACAUUUGGCUGCCAAACUUGCUGGUUAUGAUAUUUUGGAGAGAAACGCUAGUGAUGUUAGAAGUAAGAAACUUGUCGAAACUGGGUUGAGUGAGGUACUGAACAAUACUUCGGUUCUGGGUUACUUCGCAGGCGAUGGGAAGAAUAUCGAUAAGACUAAGAAGAAGAUAGUCCUCAUUAUGGAUGAAGUCGAUGGUAUGUCAUCUGGAGAUCGAGGCGGUGUGGGAGCUCUCGCGAAAAUCUGCAAAACGACCGAUACACCCAUGAUAUUGAUCUGUAACGACCGCAGGCUUCCGAAGAUGAAGCCAUUCGAUUUUGUGACAUUUGACAUGCCAUUCAAGAGACCUACCGUUGAUAUGGUCCGUUCACGUAUCGCUACUAUCUGUCAUCGAGAAGGCAUAAAACUCCCUGUUCAAGUCAUCGAUGCCCUUAUUGAAGGAAGCAACAAUGAUAUCAGACAAAUUAUCAACAUGAUAUCUACUGUUAAGCUUGAUCAAACAGCCAUGGACUUCGACCAGGGAAAGCAAAUGUCAAAGGCAUGGGAAAAGCAUGUUGUUCUCAAGCCAUGGGACAUAACCCAUCAACUCCUAGGAGGACAUAUGUUUGCUUCCAGUAGCAAAUCUACCUUGAACGAUAAGAUUGAGCUUUACUUCAACGAUCACGAGUUCACACCGCUGAUGAUCCAGGAAAAUUAUCUAAACACCAAACCGCAAUUAGCUAAUCGUGCAGAUACACCCAAAGAGCACAAACUAAAGGUGCUACAACUCGUAGACCAAGCCGCAGAGAGUAUCAGCGAUGGUGAUUUGGUUGAUCGGAUGAUUCACGGAUCCCAACAACAGUGGUCACUUAUGCCUACGCACGCAGUCUUCAGUACAGUUCGACCGGCAAGCUUUAUAUCUGGUUCAAUGACUGGAAGAACCAACUUUACAUCUUGGCUUGGUAACAAUAGCAAGUACGGAAAGCUCUCUCGUUAUGUGAAGGAAAUUCAAUCGCACAUGCGACUGCGGUCCUCUGGAGAUCGUCAUGAAAUUCGUCAACAAUAUCUACCAGUUCUCUGGGAUAAACUCAUUCGUCGACUCGAAGUUGAGGGCAGGGACUCUGUGGAAGAUGUUAUUGAUCUCAUGGAUAGUUAUUUCCUAACUAGAGAGGACUGGGACUACAUUUUCGAACUCGGUGUUGGAGAACAAGAUAUGGAAGGUGUCAAAUUGGAAACUCAAACAAAAGCCAAUUUCACAAGAUCCUAUAAUGCACGCUCCCACCCCGUUCCAUUCAUGAAAGCAAGCAAUGUCUUCCAACCUACAAAAGUCGCUGCCGUAAAACCAGAUCUAGAAGAAGCAUUCGAGGAAGAAGAUGAAGGUGAAGUAAUUUCGGAACCAGUUGAUGAUGACGAAGAGGCCGAUUUGAAGAAGGAUAAAUAUAUCAAGCAACCUAAGAAGAAGCCAGCCAAGAAGCCAGCCAAGAAAAAGGCUAAGACUAAUGAGGAUGAUAGUAUGAUUGAUGAUGAGGAAGAGGAAGAAGAGAUGCCAAAGAAAACAAAGAGAGCGAGCGCUACUGCAAAGAAGGGGAAGAAAUAA